Apus apus (common swift) is the source of this 1088-nucleotide messenger RNA. RefSeq names its product signal recognition particle 9 (gene SRP9). The coding region runs from base 152 to 412 and encodes 86 amino acids. The record is from RefSeq and is a predicted model, not a curated record. Gene Ontology annotation, cellular component: signal recognition particle, endoplasmic reticulum targeting. NCBI's taxonomy places the organism in Eukaryota, Metazoa, Chordata, Aves, Apodiformes, Apodidae. Gene Ontology annotation, molecular function: 7S RNA binding. Gene Ontology annotation, biological process: negative regulation of translational elongation; SRP-dependent cotranslational protein targeting to membrane. The transcript is spliced from 3 exons.
GGCCGGAGCUGCGGAGCCGCGCCCGCCGCCAGCGGGAGGUGCCGGCCCUGCGGGACGCCGGGCCCGCCUCCUGCGCCAUCUUGCCGGCGAGGCGGGAGGGGAGCGGAGCGCCGCGCCGUGCCGUGCCGUGCCGUGCCCGGCCGGCCCCGCCAUGCCGCACUACCAGGCCUGGGAGGAGUUCACGCGCGCCGCCGAGAAGCUCUACCUGGCCGACCCCAUGAAGGUGCGCGUUGUUCUUAAGUAUCGACAUUGUGAUGGGAACCUCUGUAUCAAAGUAACAGACGACGUAGCUUGUUUGCUGUAUAGAACAGACCAGGCACAAGAUGUAAAGAAGAUUGAGAAAUUCCACAGUCAGCUAAUGCGACUCAUGGUGGCUAAGGAAUCCCGCAGUGCUGCCAUGGAAACAGACUGACUUGCUGAAAAUGAAGAGAGCGCUCCAGUCAUAUUUCACUGGAAGAAAACAUCUCUUGGAUUUGAAUGAAUACUGGGACAGGAGAUGCUUUUAUGUACUGAAGUGGACUGAUGGCAAGUCUGAAGCAUUUUCAUCCCCUUGGACUUCACUUUGGAAAACUAGGAAAAGAAAUGCUUUCAAUGGAAAGCUUAUAUUUAUUUUUGGGAAUCAAACAGGAAACUAUUCUUACACAUUAGAUAUGCUAAGAAGAUAAGUUAAUAUUUGAAAUCUGCAGUACUUUAGUCUGAAUUUGAUGGGCCACAACAAUAUUUCUGGAAAGUUGUUACAAAAUUUCAUAUAGUUUUGAUUGUACUCAUACCUUGUGCUGGUGUAUUCUAACAGUGAGAAGGUUUAUUAACCUGACUAGUAGUGUCAUGUGAUUACUGGGUCUAAUAAAUAUUUACAUAAAUUAUAUACGAGAGGGGUUUAGAAGAAUGGAUGGUUUCUGAACUGAAAUGUUAAAAUUGCCAAUUUGUAUUAGCACUCUCAUUAGCAACAUUUUAGCUUUUAUUAUUGAUCUUGGUCAUAAGCUGUGCAACAUUAUCUGUGAUGCAGUUUGUAAAGCUGUUAUAUUGGCCAAGUAAUUAAACAUCUGUAUUUUAAAAUUUAAAUAAAACUUUGCUUGAAUUUGGCUAGA